AUGGCGGCGCGGCUGCUCCCGCUGCUGCCGCUGCUGCUGCGCUGGGCCCGGCCCGCCCAGGGCACCGCCCCGCCGGGCGGCGGAUGGCUGGCGGGCUCGGUGCCGGAGGAGGAGCGCUGCACCGUGGAGCGGGUCGAUGCCUCCCUCACAUACUCCCUGUUCCUGCAGCGGUUCGCCUUCUCCCGGCCGGUGAUCCUCGGCGGGGUCACGGACAACUCGGCGUUCCGAGCCCUGUGCACCCGGGAGAAGCUGCUGGCGGCGUUCGGGCCGCUCCCGGUGCGGCUCAGCACGGCCAACACCUAUUCGUACCGCAAAGUGGAUGUGCCGUUCCAGGACUACGUGGAGCGGCUGCUGCAGCCGCAGGACCCGGCCCGGCUGGGCAGCGACACCCUGUACUUCUUCGGGGACAACAACUUCACCGAGUGGGGCCCCCUGUUCCAGCACUACGUGCCCCCUCCCUUCCGCAUCCCGGGCACCAGCCCUGCCUACAGCUUCGGGAUCGCAGGCUCAGGCUCCGGUGUUCCCUUUCACUGGCACGGCCCCGGAUUUUCCGAGGUGAUUUUUGGCAGGAAGCGCUGGUUCCUGUACCCCCCGGAUAAAACCCCCCACUUCCACCCCAACGAGACGACGCUGGCCUGGCUCCAGCACACAUACCCCACACUGCCCCCCGCCCAGCGCCCCCUCGAGUGCACCCUGCGCCCCGGGGAGGUCCUGUACUUCCCUGACCGCUGGUGGCACGCGACACUCAACCUGGACACCAGUGUCUUCAUCUCCACCUUCCUGGGGUAGAGCCAGGAAGGACAAGGAUGUGUCACCAUCAUCCUGGACACGGCAGGAAUUCCUGCCACUCUCAGGGAAAGGCAACUGGUGUUGGGACCAACUGCCUCAGAAAGUUCUGGGUUUUUACUGGUCUUUUUCCUCCCCCUUGGAUUAAAGUCGUUCUACUGUA
This is a messenger RNA of Myiozetetes cayanensis, 949 nucleotides long. It is a transcript of the gene JMJD8, whose product is annotated as jumonji domain containing 8. The coding region runs from base 1 to 789 and encodes 262 amino acids. The transcript is spliced from 9 exons. The record is from RefSeq and is a predicted model, not a curated record. NCBI's taxonomy places the organism in Eukaryota, Metazoa, Chordata, Aves, Passeriformes, Tyrannidae. Gene Ontology annotation, cellular component: cytoplasm.